CUCUGGCGAAUGGCUCGACUGUAGCGCGCGCCGCGGGCCCAGCUGCGACCCCGGCCCCGCCCCCGGGACCCCGGCCAUGGACGACCUGUUCCCCCUCAUCUUCCCCUCAGAGCCAGCCCAGGCCUCCGGCCCCUAUGUGGAGAUCAUCGAGCAGCCCAAGCAGCGGGGUAUGCGCUUCCGCUACAAGUGCGAGGGUCGCUCAGCGGGCAGCAUCCCGGGCGAGAGGAGCACAGACACCACCAAGACCCACCCUACCAUCAAGAUCAAUGGCUACACAGGACCAGGGACAGUUCGCAUCUCCCUUGUCACUAAGGACCCUCCUCACCGGCCUCAUCCCCAUGAGCUUGUGGGAAAGGACUGCCGGGAUGGCUUCUAUGAGGCUGAGCUCUGCCCGGACCGCUGCAUCCACAGCUUCCAGAAUCUGGGGAUCCAGUGUGUGAAGAAGCGGGACCUGGAGCAAGCCAUCAGUCAGCGCAUCCAGACCAACAACAACCCCUUCCAAGUUCCCAUAGAGGAGCAGCGUGGGGACUAUGACCUGAAUGCUGUACGGCUCUGCUUCCAGGUGACAGUGCGGGACCCAUCGGGCAGGCCCCUCCGCCUGCCACCUGUCCUCUCUCAUCCAAUCUUUGAUAACCGUGCCCCCAACACUGCUGAGCUCAAGAUUUGCCGAGUGAACCGAAACUCUGGGAGCUGCCUCGGUGGGGAUGAGAUCUUCCUGCUGUGUGACAAGGUGCAGAAAGAGGACAUUGAGGUGUACUUCACGGGACCAGGCUGGGAGGCCCGAGGCUCCUUUUCACAAGCUGAUGUGCACCGACAAGUGGCCAUUGUGUUCCGGACCCCUCCCUACGCGGACCCCAGCCUGCAGGCUCCCGUGCGUGUCUCCAUGCAGCUGCGGCGGCCUUCCGAUCGGGAGCUCAGCGAGCCCAUGGAAUUCCAGUACCUGCCGGACACCGAUGAUCGUCACCGGAUUGAGGAGAAACGCAAAAGGACAUAUGAGACCUUCAAGAGCAUCAUGAAGAAGAGUCCUUUCAAUGGACCCACUGACCCCCGGCCUCCAUCCCGGCGCAUUGCUGUGCCUUCCCGCAGUUCAACUUCUGUCCCCAAGCCAGCUCCCCAGCCCUACCCCUUUACGCCAUCUCUCAGCACCAUCAACUUUGAUGAGUAUUCGCCCAUGGUAUAUUCUUCUGGGCAGAUCCCAAGUCAGCCUUCGGGCUUGGCACCAGCCCCAGUCCUGGCCCAAACCCCAGCCCCUGGCCCAGUCCUGGCCCAGGUCCCGACCCCGGCCCCUGUCCUAGCUUCAGGCCCUCCUCAGGCUGUGGCUCCACCUGCCACCAAGAACCCCCAGGCUGGGGAAGGAACACUGUCAGAGGCCCUGCUGCAGCUGCAGUUUGAUGCUGAUGAAGACCUGGGAGCCCUGCUGGGCAAUAGCACAGACCCAACCGUGUUCACGGACCUGGCAUCUGUCGACAACUCUGAGUUUCAGCAGCUGCUAAACCAGGGUGUAUCUAUGGCCCCCCACACAGCUGAGCCCAUGCUGAUGGAGUACCCUGAGGCCAUAACUCGCCUGGUGACAGGGUCCCAGAGGCCCCCUGACCCAGCUCCUGCCCCCCUUGGGGCCUCAGGGCUCCCCAACGGCCUCCUCUCAGGGGAUGAAGACUUCUCCUCCAUCGCAGACAUGGACUUCUCAGCCCUUCUGAGUCAGAUCAGCUCCUAAAGGGGUGAUGCCUGCUCUGCCCAGGUACUGGGUUGCAGGGGAUUGAAGCCCUCCCAAAGCACUUAUGGAUUCUGGGGGCUUGUUCUCCAACUGCCCCCAACUUUGGGUAAUGUCUUCUGGGGGGUGGGAGCGCAUUUUAUUCUUUUAUCAGCAGUAUCUAUAUCUCUCUCUCUCUGGAGGUGCUUAAGCAGAAGCAUUAACUUCUCUGGAAAGGGGGGACUGGGAGAACUCAAACUCUUUCUUCCUCUAUCCUGAUGGUUAGCUCCCUUCCCUCUAUAAGGAACUCUGGAGCACCCAUCCCCAUCCUCCAGCUUCUAGUACUCUCCUAGAGAGAGGGGCGGGCUGGAGCUAUGGCCUUUGAGGCCGCAAAGCCAUAUUAUCAAGUGUCUUCCUCACAUCAUGGGUUCAUUUACACCUUGAUCCAGAAUAAUGCCCCUAUUACCAACCCCUUCUCCAUGGCGCUGGCAUUGUCCUUGUGCUUAACACCAGCAUUUGAGAGACUGGCCUUCCUGCCCUGCAGAGGUCUCUGCCAGCUCUUUCCUUGCUCAACUGUGGCUGAAAGGAACUGGUGGGACAGUACUGGCCCUCUCCUGGAUCCAGAGAGGGUUUGUUCUGAGGCUUCCCUGUUUCCUGCUCCCUCUUUUCUCAAGUGCCUUAAUAGUAGGGUGAGCACCAGGCAGACAACAAAAAGGAAAGAAAAAAUAGGGUGAGUUGUUUGGAGAGUAGGAGGAGGGCAGGUUGGCAGCUCUCCAGUCAAGAGGCACAGUUUUAACUGAAGAAUCAAAGCAAUUGGACUCUUGCUCUUUCUACUCUGAACUAAUAAAUUUGUUGCCAAGCUG
This is a messenger RNA of Cynocephalus volans (Philippine flying lemur), 2553 nucleotides long. It is a transcript of the gene RELA, whose product is annotated as RELA proto-oncogene, NF-kB subunit. Gene Ontology annotation, cellular component: cytoplasm. Gene Ontology annotation, biological process: cellular response to lipopolysaccharide; non-canonical NF-kappaB signal transduction; cellular response to stress. NCBI's taxonomy places the organism in Eukaryota, Metazoa, Chordata, Mammalia, Dermoptera, Cynocephalidae. The transcript has 11 exons. Gene Ontology annotation, molecular function: DNA-binding transcription factor activity, RNA polymerase II-specific; RNA polymerase II cis-regulatory region sequence-specific DNA binding. The coding region runs from base 77 to 1714 and encodes 545 amino acids. The record is from RefSeq and is a predicted model, not a curated record.